This is a messenger RNA of Marchantia polymorpha subsp. ruderalis, 1513 nucleotides long. The record is from the annotation of a GenBank genome assembly. Lineage: Eukaryota; Viridiplantae; Streptophyta; Marchantiopsida; Marchantiales; Marchantiaceae.
CUCACUGCACGGGGUCGCGCAGCAGCAGCAGCACCAGCACCAGAGAGGGAGGGGCCUGGGGCGUCCACCACCCCUUCUGCUGCUGCUCCUGCUCCUCUUGCUUUUUUCCUCUUCCUCCUCUUGCUGUGCGUGCGGUGCUGCUGGAGCUGCUAAUCCAGAGAGAGGGAGAGGAGAUGAGCAUCAUCGCGGCGAGGGGGGGCGCGGGCGGGCUAGUGGGCGCGUGGGGCGGGACAGGGAGGGCGGGCGCGGAGGCGCGAGCGCGACCUCGAGGCGUAGGCAGCACGCGUCCCUGCGACUGCGGAGCGGCGAGCUGGUGGUCUUGGGCCCGGGCGUCGUCGAGCAUCUGCGAGUCGCGGUGCAGCAGCAGCAGCAGCAGCUCGCAGGCCCCGAGGAGGAGGAGGAGUACGCGCAGCAGCAGCAGUGGUGGUGGUGCCGAUGCGAGCCUGAGGAUCGGCCAGGCAUGUCUCGGACGCUGCCGAUCUGGAGGCGAAUUGUUCCGGCUUAGAGCAGGGCGUCGUCGAGCGCCGAGCGUUGUUGCCGCUGCAGCUGCCGUCCCUCUGUCUGCCGCCGCUGCUGCUGCUGCUCGGGGCCUUGUGGACGAAUGUCCGCGAUUCCGGUAUGCCACUGAAAUUCGAAGCCGGCCUUCUGCUGCUUCCUGCGUCUUUGCGCUGGCCACAAUGCGCGGUCGAGGAGAUGGGUGGAAGCGCGCAGGAGCAGGUGCAGGAGGCGCUUUGGAGCAGCAAGCCCGGAAAAAUUCGUUCUCCCGCGGAGCUUUUGCCGAUGAUGACAACAUGAGCGGAGCACCACUGAUGAAUAAUGGGAAUUCUGAUAACAUUGUACCACCACCUGUCCACACGACAAAGUUGCUAACUCUUCCAACUAUUCUCACCUUGGCUCGAGUCGCCGCCGUGCCUGCUAUCCUUGCCGUCUUUUACUGCAAGGAGACCUGGGCUACUGCAGCUGGUGCAGCAAUAUUUAUAAUAGCUGCUAUUACAGAUUGGCUCGAUGGGUACCUUGCCCGAAAGAUGGGUUCUAGCUCUGCUUUCGGAGCCUUCCUGGAUCCCGUGGCCGACAAGUUAAUGGUAGCAGCAGCUCUAGUGCUGCUUUGUACAAGACCGCUGCCCAUGUCAGGAUUUGCAACCAUUCCGUGGUUGCUUCCCGUGCCUACUAUAGCAAUUAUUGGUCGAGAGAUUACCAUGUCAGCAGUAAGAGAAUGGGCAGCAGCUCAGGGUGCAGACGUGCUAAAGGCCGUCGCUGUAAAUAAUCUUGGAAAAAUCAAGACUGCAUCUCAAAUGAUUGCUAUCACAUUGUUGCUGGCCACUGGAGAUGGAGGGCUGGACUCGAAGAUCGCUAGCUAUUUGGGUAUCGCGCUUCUUUAUAUUGCCGCGGGUCUUGCAUUAUGGUCACUGGCUCUGUACAUGAAGGGAAUUUGGGGUUUCUUAAGCAAGUGAAGAGAACCCAGUGGGAUUUGGAUUCUUGAUUUUUUUCUAUAUUCAAUCGUGUCGUUGCUCAU